AUAGAAAGAAAGAAAAAUAUAUCAUACAGUUACAGUCAAAUGAUGAGCUCAUGAAAAAGGGAGGGGCGCUGAGGAGGGGCAAUGCCCGAAAAUGAGGCUCUCAUUCCUGUUUCUUUGUUUUGUUUUAUUUCGUUUUUAAUCUCCGCAGAACAACACAUUAUUACAUCUUUUAUGCCGGAUUACAUAUAUUUUAAUCCGUUUGAAGAAACUCCUUUAUGCAACGCUUCACUUGUCAUCAAGACAAAGUUUCUCGUGUGCAUGAAACACUCGGACUGUUGUUUGUUUGUGGACCCAUAUUAAUCCCAAAAGUCUUUUGUUUCAGCAGCUGGACCUAUAAAGAAAGUAGUUCUGUCUUUUUGUUUCAUCUCAGUUGGAGAAAGCAAGAAGAUCGCAGUUCUCUGGAUUAAUCCAUGCUCUAAAUCAUGUGGAUUUUAAAAUGAUUGCUAAAUCGUGUUUCUUGUGGCUGUGGCUCGCAUUUGGUGUGUUUGGUGUUGAUACGGAUGGAUUGGAGUCAGUGUCGGUGAUGGAGGGAGAUUCUGUCACUCUACACACUGAUGUUACUGAUAUACAGAGUAAUGAUCAGAUAGUGUGGGUAUUCAGUAUUAAAAAUUCAGACACUCGUAUAGCUGAAAUCUAUAAGCAUGACAUUAAUAUGCAUGAGAGUAAUGAGAUAUUUGGAGACAAACUGCAGUUGGAUGAUCAGACUGGAUCUCUCACCAUCAGAAACAUCAGAAUCAAACACUCUGGACUUUAUAAACUAACUAUCUUCAGAAGUAAAGGGAUCUCAUACAAGACUUUCAGUGUUACUGUAUACUCUCAUCUGCCCAUUCCCAUCAUCAUCAUCAGUGACUCCUCACAAAAGCCAUCAUCACGUAAAAGUUCUUCAUCAUCUAAAUGUGUGUUGCUGUGUUCAGUGGUGAAUGUGACACAUGUGACUCUCUCCUGGUACAAAGGAAACAGUUUAUUGUCCUCCAUCAGUGUGUCUGAUCUCAACAGUCUCUCUCUACCUCUGGAGGUGGAAUAUCAGGAGAACAACACCUACAGCUGUGUGAUCAACAAUCCCAUCAGAAACCAGACUAAACAUCUCGACAUUAAUGAAGUCUGUCAGCCGGGUUCAGAACGCAGAGAGCAUUCAACCAUUAUAUUGGUGAUAAGUCUUUCUCUACUGAUACUGAUCACAGCUGCGGCUGUAGGUGGGAUUUACUUAUGCCAAAAGAAAAAUACAAGACCAGUGUAAAGCCAAUGAAGAAACCCAUUCAGUCUACUCCGUUGUCGUCCUACGAGAUCAGUGUUCUUAAUGCAGCCCAAUGUAAAGCAAGUUGAUGUACAAAUACAUUUAAUUGCUUUCAAACAUUUGAACUUUCUAAACUUUGUCUGGGACUAGGAAGGAGCAACUGCUUUAGUUACAGUGAGAUAAAUCAAACGUUUUCAUUGAAAUUUCCAAGACAGUGAACCACAAGUAAAACCAGCAAACAAAAUGUUAAACAAACUUCUGGAAUGAUUUGAUUUGAGAAAUGUAAAAAUGUUUUGUAAAAUCUUUUUGUGUCUGUAUUUACAGUUUUUCAGUAUUAGCAUUUUUUGUAUUGUUUUCUAAUAAUGACAUCCAUGUCACUGAGUGCCUGUUUUUUAUACUGGCUGAUAUGCCCAUUAUAGUGCACAUUAUUUUAAAUGUAUUUUUCAAAAAUAAUGUUAAUUUCUUUUGUGAUACUUUUUUAAAGUGAAAGAAAGAAAUCUGUAAUUUUCCUUUAAUGUUAUUUAUUCAUAUUGAAUUGUUCAUGUACAGCUUUUUUUUUUACUCUUAACAAGCCACAUCUGACACUGUAGUUAUACCAGAUGAUCAUAGAUUGAUAAAUUGAUCAUCUGAUUUGACAUCUUGUCAAACACGUUGCAGAUUCUGAAUGUUUGGUGCUUAUUUGAAUCCCGCCAUCAGCGUCUAACCUGCUGUUACUUGACUACAGUUAGUUGUUUAACCUGUCAGACAAGACAUGUUCCCACUUGCUAAGAAAAUUUCCCACUCUUAUUUUACAGUUUAGUUAUGAGUUCAGGAGAACUGUAAACUGUAUACAACUGACACUUGAAUUUGAAUCUAACUUAAACAGUAAUAACUAUAAUGGUAAUUCCCCAGAUAGCACAAAUACAUUACAUCUCUGAGAUGUCUGUUUUAGAUCUUUUCAUCUGGAAAGCAUCAAUAUCUAGUUAACAUCCGCUGAACAUCUUACAAAGAUCAGAUUUACAAA
Molecule: messenger RNA, 2237 nt
Organism: Xyrauchen texanus (razorback sucker)
Lineage: Eukaryota; Metazoa; Chordata; Actinopteri; Cypriniformes; Catostomidae
Product: natural killer cell receptor 2B4-like
Exons: 5
Coding region: 437-1237 (266 amino acids)
Source: RefSeq, a predicted model, not a curated record